UCCUCCGACCAAUAAAAUUGUUGGUGAAACACGUCAGCUUUCUUUCUGCCGUGUGCUGUAGUAGAGUGAGGUUGUAAUAGUUGCUAUCAUGUCGGCUUUCGACCCUGUCUCAUUUGCCAAGGAUUUUUUGGCCGGUGGAAUUGCUGCUGCAAUUUCCAAGACAGCUGUAGCACCUAUUGAGCGUGUAAAAUUACUUCUUCAAGUUCAACAUGCAUCUAAACAAAUUUCACCUGAUAAACAUUAUAAAGGAAUGAUAGAUUGCUUUAUUCGAAUCCCAAAAGAACAAGGCUUUCUGAGUUAUUGGCGUGGAAACUUGGCAAACGUCAUCAGAUAUUUCCCCACCCAAGCCCUCAACUUUGCUUUCAAAGACAAGUACAAGCAAGUCUUCCUGGGAGGUGUUGACAAGAAGACCCAAUUCUGGCGGUAUUUCCUUGGUAAUCUCGCUAGUGGAGGAGCAGCUGGUGCAACUUCUCUCUGUUUUGUUUACCCUCUUGAUUUUGCUCGAACCAGGUUAGCUGCAGACAUCGGAAAGGCAGGAAGUGAACGAGAGUUCACUGGAUUGGGUAACUGCUUGGUCAAAAUCUUUAAACAUGAUGGCCUCAUUGGACUGUACAGAGGCUUCAAUGUAUCUGUGCAGGGUAUUAUUAUCUACCGAGCAGCAUAUUUUGGCUUCUUUGACACAGCUAAGGGUAUGCUUCCAGACCCCAAGAAUACUCCUAUUAUCAUCUCCUGGUUAAUUGCUCAGACCGUAACCACAGUAGCUGGGAUUAUGUCUUAUCCUUUUGAUACUGUCAGGCGGCGCAUGAUGAUGCAGAGUGGAAGAGCUGCAGAUCAGAGGAUGUACAAGAACACCUUAGAUUGUUGGAAGAAGAUUCACAAAACUGAAGGUGGAGCAGCCUUCUUCAAGGGGGCAUUCUCUAACGUCCUAAGAGGCACUGGUGGGGCUUUGGUACUAGUACUCUAUGAUGAAGUGAAGAAUUUUAUCUUUUGAAAAAAAUAAAAUAAAGUACUAAGCUUAGGUAAAUGAUAGAAACUAGAUUGUUCUUAAAACUGGAAAAUUUGGACAGUAUCAUUUUGUUUUGGAUAGAUAUUAAGGCACUGUAAAUUUUACACUGUAAUUAGUGUAUAACAUUCCAGAUUUACAAUAUUACAAACUUAAGGUAUUAAGACCUUUAUGACCAUUUUUUCAUUUUUUUAAACCUUUACUCUGCACAUUCAGUAUACUUCUGUUGAUAAUAAAUGUAGCCUGAAAUCUAGCAUCUUAAUUGUAUCUGAGAAGAGAAGAAAGUACAGUGAUAGUAGAAAUAUAUUACUUUGUAAAAUCAAGGUAUAUGAAUUAAAAAACUUAAAUUGGU
This is a messenger RNA of Limulus polyphemus (Atlantic horseshoe crab), 1355 nucleotides long. RefSeq names its product ADP/ATP translocase 3-like. The record is from RefSeq and is a predicted model, not a curated record. Gene Ontology annotation, cellular component: mitochondrial inner membrane. Lineage: Eukaryota; Metazoa; Arthropoda; Merostomata; Xiphosura; Limulidae. Gene Ontology annotation, biological process: mitochondrial ATP transmembrane transport; mitochondrial ADP transmembrane transport. The transcript is spliced from 2 exons. Gene Ontology annotation, molecular function: ATP:ADP antiporter activity. The coding region runs from base 89 to 991 and encodes 300 amino acids.